Molecule: messenger RNA, 1859 nt
Organism: Synchiropus splendidus (mandarinfish)
Lineage: Eukaryota; Metazoa; Chordata; Actinopteri; Syngnathiformes; Callionymidae
Product: serine/threonine-protein phosphatase 2A catalytic subunit beta isoform
Exons: 8
Coding region: 277-1206 (309 amino acids)
Biological process (GO): mitotic cell cycle; peptidyl-serine dephosphorylation
Cellular component (GO): cytosol
Molecular function (GO): protein serine/threonine phosphatase activity
Source: RefSeq, a predicted model, not a curated record
GGGCUAGCCGCUGCGACGCUGCUGCCAUCCGCCGCUACGAUCUGCCGCAUCGGGGACUUUCGACCCUUUCACUCCCCCGAGCGACUCUAGCCUUCGCUUUCAGUCUUAAAAUUAACCAGGGUGCUAUAUCAUGAUAGAAGUUGAGUGAGUCUGUGAUUAGUUUUAGGUUUAAUCAUUAAUUUAGCUGCCGGUUUGGCGGGACUGGAUCGGUUUAACAAUACGACGUGCUAAAGCUAAAUAGGUUAGCGUUGAAACAGGCCAGCUACCGCGGCUGUCAUGGAAGACAAAUCUUUUACGAAGGAAUUAGACCAGUGGAUCGAACAGCUAAAUGAGUGUAAGCAACUGUCGGAAAACCAAGUGAGGACGCUAUGUGAGAAGGCCAAGGAGAUUCUGACCAAGGAGUCGAACGUCCAGGAGGUGCGAUGCCCGGUGACGGUGUGUGGCGAUGUCCAUGGUCAGUUCCACGACCUCAUGGAGCUGUUUAAGAUCGGAGGAAAGUCUCCCGACACCAAUUACCUGUUCAUGGGGGACUAUGUCGACAGAGGCUACUACUCUGUGGAGACGGUCACACUGCUGGUCACAUUAAAGGUGCGUUUCCAAGAGCGAAUUACUAUCCUGCGGGGUAACCAUGAGUCACGGCAGAUCACACAGGUCUACGGCUUUUACGACGAGUGCCUGAGAAAGUACGGCAAUGCUAACGUGUGGAAGUACUUCACAGACCUGUUUGACUACCUGCCGCUUACUGCACUGGUCGAUGGACAGAUUUUCUGUCUCCAUGGUGGUUUGUCUCCCUCAAUAGACACGCUGGAUCACAUAAGAGCUCUGGACCGUCUACAAGAAGUCCCACAUGAGGGCCCCAUGUGUGACCUGCUCUGGUCAGACCCUGAUGAUCGUGGUGGGUGGGGCAUUUCUCCUCGAGGUGCAGGUUACACCUUUGGACAGGACAUUUCUGAAACCUUCAACCACGCCAAUGGCCUCACCCUGGUGUCCCGGGCUCAUCAGCUGGUCAUGGAGGGCUACAACUGGGGUCAUGACAAGAACGUGGUGACCAUUUUUAGUGCUCCUAACUACUGCUACCGCUGUGGAAACCAGGCAGCCAUCAUGGAGCUGGACGACACCCUCAAAUACUCUUUUCUUCAGUUUGACCCUGCUCCACGUCGCGGAGAGCCCCAUGUGACCAGACGCACUCCUGACUACUUCCUGUGAAUGUUGGAAAUCACCUCCCGCCAGUCAUCCACAAAGUUCCUCCCCUCCCCCUCUCCCCCACCUACUCCAUUCUGGAUGGCAAGGAAAUGAUAAUGAUUUGCUGUACCAGGGAGAAUAGAAAACCAAUGAUUGGCUGAUAAAAUCCAAGAUUUUAACAAAAAGAAUGAAACUUGAAGAGAGGCCCUCUACAGUCUAGUUUUCAAUAUGCUGUCAUUAAUGCUGUGCUUCUGGGGAAAACAUACAUCUAUGAUCUGUUCUUUCUGUUCUUUUUUUGUUUAUUACAUGUUUGAAAAUGAGAAUAAAACUACCAACGUGGACCAAAUGUGCCAUAUUCUGAUCCUUCGACAACAUGUUCAAGCUCAACAUUUUUACUGUUUUGUUUUUUUUUUCUUCUUGAGACUAGCACUAAACUCCUUCACACCUGACGUCACCGCCACACACCUCAUUGCAUAUGUGCUUCUUUUUCUGUUGCAAGAUCAUUUAAAAAAAAAAGACGACAAAAUGAUGAGGAAAAAAUUGAGUUUGCUUUAAGUAGUACAGCUGUCAGUUCUAGCUGUCCAGGCUGCAGCCGGUGGUCAUCUCAGCAAGUAUAUUUACUGUAAUUUGAAUUAAGACAACAGACGUAUGAAAUAAAAUGUCUUAUUGACAACGUA